AUGGCAUACCUGAUGCAACACAAAGCUCGGCGGCUGGCAUACUACAGCAACAGUAGCCACGCACGGUCCAGCUCACCAGAUAAAGCACCACACGAGACCUCAGUCGGCGGUACGAGACAUAUAGAGCGUAUAGAUGUCAGCGCACCUCUAAAAACCGUCAUCGCUGCACUCGAAGAGGACGGUUGCGUGGUUAUCAACGACUUUGCAGGGACUUCAACGCUCGACAAAGUAAGCCAGGAGUUGAAGUCAUGGCUUGAAGGUCUCAACGACGAGAAGUCGAAAGACCCCUCCGAUGUCCACACUUUCCCUCAUCUUCUCCCAACUUCUACCACGACCCGUGAGACCGUCCUCAGUAACGGGCGCUUACAAGCCGUACUCGAUCAUUUCCUCUCCAUUCAGACCCGCCACUACAUCGGGAGUAUACCUAUAACGAGUACCACGCAACCGACGCUCUCCUCUGCCGCCGCAAUCUCGCUCACGCCAGGCCUGAAGUCUCAGCCAUUACAGCGUCCGGACGCAUCUCAUCAUGCCCGGCACGUCAAAUCAGCCACGUACUCUGUCGGUCGUGAUGUGUCUCUUGCCAUUCUCAUUCCAACAGCAGACACAACCCGCUCAACGGGGGCGCCUCACGUUGUUCCCGGCAGUCAUCUCUGGGGCGAUGGACAACCACUAAUCAACGACGAUAACGCUAUUGGUGUUGAGCUGGAGAAGGGCGAUGCUCUCGUAACGCUGGGAAGCUUAUAUCAGGGUCUAGGAUCGUUUCGAACAGGCGAGAAGCGCGAGCAGAAAGUCUACUUGCUGAUUGACUGUAUUAAUGGAACUUUGAGGCCGGAAGAUGAAGACCUCAUGAAGAUUCCGGACGAUGUGGUAUCAGGGUGGGGAGAUGUUACCAAAAGGAUGCUGGGACGCUGA
Messenger RNA from Cyphellophora attinorum, 912 nucleotides. RefSeq lists its product as uncharacterized. NCBI's taxonomy places the organism in Eukaryota, Fungi, Ascomycota, Eurotiomycetes, Chaetothyriales, Cyphellophoraceae. The record is from RefSeq and is a predicted model, not a curated record. The transcript has a single exon. Bases 1 to 912 code for a protein of 303 amino acids.